ACUGGAUCACAUGAAGUGACCCAACGUUUGGAUCGAUGUUUGCUUUGAUUUUGUAAACAAUUAGUGUUUUUGCCGUCAAUUAAAGCAACGAUUUGUUAAUUGGAUUCAAUUCUUGUGACAAUCGAUGACUGGUUUGUGAACCGCCGCUAACGUGAGACACGAGACAAUGAGACGAUGUCUUCGCUAAUCAAUCGCUCGUUUUCGAUGGUCUCCAACGGUUUGCAACAGAAGACAGCAAUGAAUGGCCAACACAUGGAGUCCAGUGAUAAUCCGCUUAAAGUCUUUGUUUUGGCCAAAAAGACAAUUAACGAGAUAUUUCUCGACAUCAAUGCCUUCGUCACUGAAUGCCAACAGUUUGUGAAAGAUGUGAACGAAGAGGUGGUGACUCGAGACCAGUUGACUCGAGUGGACAGUUUCAUCGACAAAGUGGUGGGCAUUCGGGAUGUGUUGAGUAGGGAUCACAUGAAAGUGGCGUUCUUUGGGCGCACGAGUAAUGGCAAGAGUUCUGUCAUUAACGCCGUCCUCCACAACAAGAUAUUGCCCUCAGGUUUGGGUCACACAACCAAUUGCUUCCUUCAGGUCGAGGGCACCGAUGAGGACGAGCCCUAUAUUGUGGUCGAAGACAACCCCAACACUCGUCUGAACAUAGAGUCGGUGCAGGACUUGGCGAACGCCUUGAAGACGGAAAGCAUGGGUGACGCGACUCUCGUCCGCGUGUUUUGGCCCAAAAGCAAGUGCUCUCUACUGAGCGAUGAUGUGGUUCUUGUGGACAGUCCUGGCAUUGAUGUGUCCGCCAAUCUGGACGAAUGGAUUGAUAAGCACUGCUUGGAUGCAGACGUCUUCGUUCUGGUCUCCAAUUCGGAGUCAACUCUAAUGAGAACUGAAAAGAAUUUCUUCCAUAAAGUGAACGAAAAGCUGUCGAAACCCAAUGUCUUUAUUUUGAACAAUCGAUGGGACGCUUCCGCUUCAGAGCCCGAAAACCAAGAACUCGUUCGCAAACAACAUCUGACCCGUGAUAUUGACUUUCUCUCGUCAGAACUCAAUGUCGUCGACAGCAACGAAGCCAAAGACCGAGUCUUUUUCGUGUCGGCCAAAGAGGUGCUGCAGUCGCGCCUCCAGAGCCAACCCGUCAACUCGAAUGCAUUUCCCGAUGGCUUUCAACUUAGAUAUUUCGAGUUUGAAGACUUCGAGCGCAAGUUCGAGCAGUGUUUGUCUCAGUCGGCCCUCAAGACUAAGUUCGCACAACACACCAAACGGGCCCAGAGGUUGACCUCUGAAUUGAAUCAUAUCCUCGACGCUAUUCAACAGAAAUCGAGUCAAAUGAUGACUUCGAAGUGCGAACAGAGAAAGGAAUUGAUGGAUAAGUUGCAGUUCAUUCAGCAACAGAUGCAUCUGUUGACCGAUGAGGUGAAGCACCAGAUCUGCCAUAUGGUAGAACAGGUAGAGGUGAAGGUCUCGUCGGCUCUCACCGAAGAGAUCCGUCGACUGUCUCUUCUGGUCAAUGACUUUGACCGACCUUUUAGUUCCGAUUGUCUUGUGUUAGGGGUUUACAAGAAAGAGCUUCACUCACACGUAGAGCGAGGCCUCGGCUCCAACUUAAGGGCGCGACUGUCGAGCGCUCUGUCGUGUAAUGUAGAGUCGGCUCAACACGAGAUGAUUGAACGCGUUAUGAAUUUACUUCCGCCGAGCGAUCAGCAAAAACAAUUCAAUUAUAGUCUGAAUCCGCGACAGAAUUUCGAGAUCUUAUACCGAAUUAACUGCGAAUCCCUUUGUUCUGACUUUCAGGAAGACUUGGAGUUUAAGUUCUCUUUCGGUUUAAUUCAAAUGAUUAAGAGAUUUACGAGAAGUGAUUAUAAGAUUAAAGAUGCCAAAUCAUUGCCAUCGACAGCACCGCAAACCCCAAGUAAUAGCGAAGUGGUUCGCACCACCGCUUUGGAUACCGACGCUUUGGCUCUGAUUGACAGACUAAGUCUACUUUCCCCGCAAUCGCACACAACUGUUGGUGUGUUAGGCGUCAGUGCUUUUCUCGUGCGAACCAUCGGUUGGCGUUUAAUCGCGAUUACGGCCAGCGUUUACGGACUGUUGUAUAUCUACGAGAGACUCACGUGGACUAAUAGGGCCAAAGAGACCACUUUUAAGCGACAAUACGUCAACCAUUCGACUAAAAAACUUAAGCUAAUAGUCGAUCUGACGAGUGCUAACUGUUCACAUCAGGUCCAACAAGAGCUGUCGUCCACUUUUGCCCGUUUAUGCCAUUUAGUGGAUGAAGUGAUUGUUGACAUUCAGACAGAGCUUAAACUAUUGGACGAACAGAUCCAACGACUUGACGACUACUCCAAUAUCUCGAGACGACUCAAGAAUAAAGCCAUCUUUUUGGCCAAUGAUUUAAAUAAGUUUAGUGACGAUUACCUUAAUAUUGAAAGUCAUUAAAUAUACGUAACUAUUAAAUUGAGGG
Molecule: messenger RNA, 2455 nt
Organism: Oppiella nova
Lineage: Eukaryota; Metazoa; Arthropoda; Arachnida; Sarcoptiformes; Oppiidae
Source: the annotation of a GenBank genome assembly